This is a messenger RNA of Beauveria bassiana ARSEF 2860, 1608 nucleotides long. RefSeq names its product carotenoid ester lipase precursor. The coding region runs from base 1 to 1608 and encodes 535 amino acids. Gene Ontology annotation, molecular function: carboxylic ester hydrolase activity. Lineage: Eukaryota; Fungi; Ascomycota; Sordariomycetes; Hypocreales; Cordycipitaceae. The record is from RefSeq and is a predicted model, not a curated record. The transcript has a single exon.
AUGGUCUUGUUGCUGUAUAGCACUUCUCUUCUUACUUUCUGGCUACUAUUGGCCGCAGCAUCAGCCGCUCCAGCUUCUCGAAGCUCGCCGCAAGUACCACCAGUCGUAAAGAUCAAAAAUGGCACUAUACAAGGCCAUCACAACCCUCAUUACGACCAAGACUUUUUUCUAGGCAUACCGUUUGCCUCACCGCCGGUUGCGAACCUCCGAUUCAAGUUGCCUGCUCCAGCAAAAGGCUGGAAUGGGACAAGAGUGGCUGAUUCGUAUGGGCUGUGGUGCAUGGGGAAUUCAGUGGGAUUGGUGGGCUUUAGUCAGAACAGUCUGGCAACAGAGUCGGAAGACUGUCUUUAUCUCAAUAUUGUGCGCCCUGCAGGUCUACCAUCGAAUACGUCUCUUCCCGUCCUCGUCUGGUUUCAUGGUGGCGGAUUUGAGGAAGGUAGUGCCGCCGAUCAGAGAUACAACGGAUCCUUCCCCGUCAAGACUGCUGUUGGUAUGGGCUCCCCAAUCAUUUUUGUCAGCUUCAACUAUCGUCUCGGCGUUUGGGGCUCGAUAUCUGGCCCGCCAAUCGAGGAAGCUGGCCUCGCAAAUAUUUUCAUGCAUGACCAGCGUCAGGCUUUGGCUUGGGUACAGGAAAAUAUUGCCCAUUUCGGUGGAGACCCUUCAAAGGUCACUGUUAUGGGAGAGUCUGCUGGAUCUAUAUCUAUCGGAUAUCAACUUCUUGCAUACGGCGGACGUGAUGACGGCCUUUUCCGUGCAGCCAUCGCUGAAAGCGGAGGUCCCCUCUACAUGGGAGCGCCGCUCCGCAACGCCAGUCAACGGGCAACCGAUUUCGAGUUGGUUCUCAAUACUACCGGCUGUAGUUGCGCUGCGGAUGCGUUGGGGUGUUUGCGUCAGGCUCCAACGGCUUCGAUCAAUCAAGCGAGCAAUAUCGUGCCUUUUUAUCCUACGGUUGAUGGUGAUUUCUUACCGCAUCACAGCAUGGCCCUCCUACAGCAGAACCGAUUUCUAAAAGUCCCAUUGCUGACUGGAUCUAAUCGGAAUGAGGGUGCUACCUUUACGCAACUACGAAUGACAAAACCUUUCGACACAGAUGACGACUUUGCACAGUUUGUAAGAGCGUGCCUGCAAGGUUGGUCUAUCGACAACUCUACAAUCCAAAAUUGGGCGAGGCUGUACCAAGAGGAGGUGGACACACCUUCCGUCGCCGGCCUAGGGACAGUCUCUCCGAAUCCAGGGCCAAGUUUCGGGUCUGGAUACGGUAAGGCGACUCUAUGGCUAGGUGACAUGAUGUUCUCUGCGGGUCGGCGCCUUGCUAAUCAGAAAUGGGCCGAAAACAACAUCGCGACAUAUGGAUAUUUUUUCGACACGGUAACUAACAAUGUUGAUGCCUCAACCUCGGGGGCGGCUCAUUUUCAAGAGAUUCCAUAUGUAUUUGGGAAUACUCAAGGAGUUGGGUGGCAUUUGAAUCCAUUCCCAGAAGAUCCGAUUCUACGAAAGAAACACGAAAAGCUUGCUACAGUCAUGAGUCGUAUGUGGAUUAGUUUUGUGGUGACAGGGUCACCGAACUUUCACAAAGGUAAAGUCCUCAGAAAGCGAUCUGAGCCUUGA